Messenger RNA from Salvelinus fontinalis (brook trout), 3138 nucleotides. Its product is annotated as polymeric immunoglobulin receptor-like. The record is from RefSeq and is a predicted model, not a curated record. Gene Ontology annotation, biological process: cellular response to lipopolysaccharide; T cell costimulation; negative regulation of T cell proliferation. Bases 249 to 1517 code for a protein of 422 amino acids. The transcript has 9 exons. Gene Ontology annotation, cellular component: external side of plasma membrane. NCBI's taxonomy places the organism in Eukaryota, Metazoa, Chordata, Actinopteri, Salmoniformes, Salmonidae.
CAACUCCCUUCACAACAGCUCUGCUCCGUGAAGCAAGAAGUAUGAAUGCCCUGACUUCUGUGGAGGCUGCAUCGCUGUAAAUGCUGUGUGGCCACUUCAGACGCCAGAUUUGUACUUACUUGUUACCCAGAAAUUAUUUGAUAUUAAGAUAAACACAGUUGCAUUGAACCUUUACGCAUAAUAAACACUGAACAAAUAGUUUCUAUCUUGGUUUACAUCAUAUCGCUCAACAUCAGUGGACAGUCACCAUGUGGAUCUCUGUGUGUCUGAUCAGCUCUUUCCUUCAUAUCACUGCAGGCUGCACUCUGUCAGUCACUAACUAUAAUGAGAUCACUGUCUACUCAGGCCAGUAUGUUCUCCUGCCCUGCUCCUGUAGUAACACCCAGGCUAAACCUCCCAGCUUCACAUGGACUAAACUCAGAGGUCAACAGACACCUGACAUAAUAUCAUCCCAGAGUGAUCUCUACAGAGGCAGAGUGGAGCUGUUUAAUAACACCUCUCCUGGGAACCUCUCUGUCCUCCUCUCACACGUCACUGAGGACGAUGUUGGGUGGUACAGGUGUGGAAUCAGCCAUGGAAAAUACAGAGACAUCAAACUCACUGUUAAAGGCUGCACUCUGUCAGAACCUCGAUCAAGGGUGGUCAAUGGAUCCCCAGGCCAGUCUGUUCUCCUGCCCUGCUCCUGUAGUAACACCCAGGCUAAACCUCCCAGCUUCACAUGGACUAAACUCAGAGGUCAACAGACACCUGACAUAAUAUCAACCCAGAGUGAUCUCUACAGAGGCAGAGUGGAGCUGUUUAAUAACACCUCUCCUGGGAACCUCUCUGUCCUCCUCUCACACGUCACUGAGGACGAUCAGGGGUGGUACAGGUGUGGAAUCAGUGAGACUCAAACGACAGACAUCAAAAUUUAUAUUCAAAGGAAAUACCAACCCCUCACAACCACUACCACCAAACUCCCACCAUUAACUCAACCAAAUGGACUAGACAGCACAAAAUUCCUAAUACCAACAACGCCACCUAAAGGGGCAGACACGGUGGGGACUUCAGGAGAAGAUCCAUCUGCUUCCCCUCAACAAAACAAUCCAAUCCAAUACAUCUUACUGGCUGUUCUACCAGUCAUACUGAUCAUCGCUGGAGUGGCUUUGUACUUAUUCAAGAGAAACAAAGGAAAGAAAAACACAGGGGAGAAAAGCAGUGGGAGCAAAACAGAAGGAAAGAAAAAGGAUGAUUCCUCUGCAAUGUGUUCAACGAUUGCAGACAGAAACACUGGUUUAGGCGACAAGACAAUAAUACUGCUCAGUGCACCAGAUGAUCCCUCUGUAAUGUAUGAUACGGUUCAAGAACCCAGAAACAACAACCAAGAGGAGACAACAACACCCCUCAGUGCUCCAGAGGACACCUCAGUCACAUACUCCACCAUCGUCCACAUGAAAGGAAAAGGGAACGCAGCAGUGAGUCUGGAGAGCGGUGGAGAAACAGAGUACUCCACUAUCAAGACAGGCAGGUUCUUCUAGAGCCACUGUACAAUAGGCCUACAGCCAUCUCACAGCCUUUUCCUGCAGAGAGAUCUCAUAUUGGGUCCAGUAUCAUGAGGUUUGAUCUGGCACACAUGACUAUAAAUAUAUUUAACUCUCUACUAAGACAUGUUUAGUGGUUAUCACAGGAAAUCAGAUGUUAACCUACAACCAAAAUAAUAAAGUCCCCGAGAUAUCGGCAAGAUGAUGGUGAAGCAAUAAGAUACCAUUUAGUUUUUGUGUAGCUGAGACCAAAGCACCUUAUAUGGCUUAAAGUUCAGCUAGUUCUCUUUUUAUAUCGUUGUUGUGCAUUUAUUUUUAAACAUGUGAACUUUUUGAAAUAGAGACAGAUGAUUUCAGACAUGUUUGAGAAAGAGGAAAAUGUGGUUUGAUGUGUCAAAGCAAAAAAACACAGAUUUCACAAUCAGUUUUGCAAGAGGUUGCUUGGGUGGCUAUUAUUAAAACGGAUAUCAUCCAUCUUAAUGUUGUAAGGGGUGCGUGACUGGCUGCAGGGAAGUCAGGCGCAGGAGAGCAGAACUGGGUAAAAACCGGAGCAGUUUAAUAUGAAACAAAAACAACGGCACCCAGAACAACAAAAUAUGGGUACAAAAUAACCCUUUGCAAACCAGUCAGAGUGCACAAACACUUUACAAUAAACAAUUUCACACACAUACAUGGGGGGAACAGAGGGUUAUAUACACGACAAGUAAUGAGAGAAAGUAAACCAGGUGUGUGGGAAAACAAGACAAAACAAAUGGAAAAUGAAAGGUGGAUCGGCGAUGGCUAGAAGACCGAUGAUGUCGACCGCCGAACGAACAAGGUGAGGAUCCGACUUUGGCGGAAGUCGUGACAAAUGUAUAUACUGCACUUCUUAUUUUUCUGCCAAGAAGCUGGUACACGCUGAGCAUUUCAUCAUUCUCGAAGUUGACCAAAAAAAAUGUAAAGGAUACAAAUGUUUUUAAUGUCAGAAUUUGUCACAGGCAACAAUCUUUGUGAAAACAACCUCAAACUUUUGUCAAAACCUGUUAGUUAGCUACAGUACUUCCUCUUUCGUGUAAUGGGCAUAUCACACAUUGUGGUCUUCCUGAACAGGGAAAGCAGUCUAACAAUGUCAUCAACUGAAGCAUACACUUUGAAGUGCACAACUAACAGGGAAUUACAUGUUUUAUUUAGUGUGUCAUUUUCUUUUUCAUUUGACAAAGUCUGAUUCUCCAAUCAUGACUGUAAAUACACUGAACAAAAAUAUAUACGCAACAUGUAAAGUGUUGGUCCUACAGUAUCUUUCAUGAGCUGAAAUAAAAGAUCACAGAAAUGUUCCAUACGCACAAAAAUCAUAUUUCUCUCCCAGGCCCACCCAUGGCUGUACCCCUGCCCAGUCAUGUGAAAUCCAUAGAUUAGGUCCUAAUUUAUUUAUUUAAAUUGACUGAUUUCCUUAUAUGAACUGUAACUCAGUAAAAUGUUUGAAAUUGUUGCAUGUUGCGUUUAUAUUUUUGCUCAGCGUACAUAUGAGGACACCGAGAUCCGGACCUCUGUAAUUUUAUCUAAGUUGACAAAUAAAUGAAUAACGCAAAUGUAUAUUUUGUACACAAUAAAGAAAAUAAAUGAUGGGCCAACAUGUAAA